AUCACACCAUUAUGCCGAAAGCGAGCAAGAUGAAAACUCGAGCAUGUGACGGCUGUCGACGUAAGAAAGUGAAGUGCGAUGGUAUCUAUCCUGAUAAGUGUUCAAUAUGUAAGCAUAUAGAGUGUACAUAUGAAAGCACAGAACCGAAAAAGUAUUACAAUAUAAAUUACGUCAAUAAACUCGAACAAGAGUUGGCUCAAUUGAGGAAUAUUACAAACAAUAACACUCCAAGCACAUCCAGUAAUGUUCAAUACUAUUCACCAAUCGAGACAAUACCCAGCAAUGAUUGGGAAGACUUACAAGAUGAUCAAGUCGCGAAGGACAUAGACGGAUUGUAUAUUCCCGGUGAUAUGAGUGGAAAGCGAUAUUACGGGAAGGCCUCAAUGAGGGGCUUAUUUGAGCGUGUCUUCUUGUACACAAAUCUUGAUCCCCCAGACAUUGUUAAAAGGGAAGAGACCAGAGUUUUGGGUAGAAGAUUGGAUAGAAGAGCUAAACAGAAGUCAUUCCAGUGACAGUCUAUACACACAGGAUGAGAAUAUGAUAAACCAUCUCAUUGACAUUUACUUUAAUAGGGUCAAUCGAACACUACCUUUGCUUGAUGAAACACAUUUUAAGAAUAGCAUUCCUUUUCGACGCUUAGAGGAAGGAUUUUCAAGGCUUCUAUCCCUCGUAUGUGCACUAGGUGCAAUGUUUUCGGAUGACACACGAGUUCUGGUCCCUGGAAAGGAACAUCUGCGAUUCUUGGCUGGAUUUAGCUUUUAUGAGAAAGUAAGACUGAAUUUGAGUAAGACUGAAUUUGCCUGAUUUUACCUUUAAAACAACUUCUUUGGAGGAUAUUCAGACGCUUAUUCUACUACAAGUGUAUAUACAAAAAGGUGCACAAUCGAAAAACACGUGGAUGGUACACGGUCUCACACUUCUACUUGUCCAGAAUCGAGGUUUGCACUUAUCAUGGCUUAGUGAACAUGAGAAUCCAAUUGAAAAAGAGUUAGGCAAGCGUGCAACUUGGAUGUUGUACAUACUAGAUAGGGCACACACAGCUUGUUUUGGGAGACCUACUCUAAUGAAAGACGAUGAUAUGUAUCUUCAAUAUCCAUCAGCUAUAAGUCCUAAUGAAUGCCCUGACAACGAUAUUAAUUUAGUAUACAUCAAAGAAUAUCUGAAACUCUGUAAAAUCCACGGCGAAGUCAUUCAGCAGCUUUAUAAAUUUAGAAAGUCUAACAGAGGAGAAGAUUUGAUCGUAACCGUGAAUGAUAUUGCUUCGCUUAAUGCAAAAUUACAUCAAUGGUUGAAAGAAGUGCAUCCAACUUUUUCUAUUCGUAAUACAGAAAAUGACUCCGAUGAUACGAUUUUUCAAUUAAAGAGCAACCUACGCGUCCUCUUUAACAACAUACAAAUAUUCAUGUAUAAGCCAUUUCUUCCGCGGCCAGAUCACAGCAGUAGCAAAUUCCAACUGAAAAGUUUAAUGAUAUGCGCAAAUGCAGCGAGAUCAGUUAUCACGACUUUCGCUAAUGUUUAUCUCGACAGGAAGAUUGCUUAUCAAUGGAAUGAUUGCAUGACAGACUGGAGCGUAUUUUCUGCGACGAUAAUUUUAGUACUUAGUUGCUGCGAAAGCAGAAUAAAUGGUGAACUCUAUGAGUCUGAUCUCGACUAUCUCAAGAAAGGUGCUUUGAUAUUGAGAAAUCAAGAGCAUAGGAAUCAGUUGUAUGCUAGAGCGUUCGAUUUACUCAUACAAGUUCUAAAAGCAUCUGAAUUGCUCUCUGAUGAUACAUUUGUAGAAACACAGGAGUCUAUUUCGACCGGUAGAACACUCGGCAUAAACGUAAAAGACCAACUCGAGCAGAAUGACGAGAUCGUUGAAGAUAUGUUAAAGUCCAUACGAGGUAAUUCAAAUGAUACUCUCAUUGGUUUGAAUGAUUUUAACCUCCCACCAUUAAACGGCAUAAUUAUUGAUUCAAUAUUAAACGGUAGUGCAUUCAAUUAGAUAGAAAAUAUUUAUAUAUCUAUUACAGGGAAAUAGAUAAGCUUAUACAUAUUUGCUCAGAUCUACAUUGUCAGAGGCGAGAAUAUAAGCACCAUCAACUACUUCAAUGCUACCACUCAUAUAUCCGUUUGUAGCCAAAUUGAGUAUAACCUUUGAGAGAUCCGCUGCAUGUCCAGGACGGCCAAAUGGGAUGUUCCAUUUACUCUGAUACUCACCUUUAUUGUCACCUGGAAGGAUUGGACUCAUCUCAGAUGGGAAGUAUCCAAGAGCGAGCUGGUUUACCCUGAUACCGAGAUGUGGACGAGCGAGUUCUAACGCUAACUGAUUUGUGAGAGAAACUGCUCCAGCUUUUGAUGCGUUGUAUGAGAAUUGACCACCUUGGCUGUUCUUAAUGAUACCAGAAACCGACGUAACGUUAAUGACGUUUCCUGAUUCACCUCUGUGCUUUUGAGUAGCAGUGAGAAGUGGAAUGAAAGCAGCAGUUGUGAAGUAAAUAGCAGCUACAUUAAUAGCAUAUGGACUUGUCCAAUCGUCAAAGCUCUGCUCAAACAUUGCUUUUGAAACUGCUUCUGAUGAACGAUUAGCAUCCAAAUCAGCCUUCACAGUCGAUACACCACUGUUGUUGAUAAGCAGAUCCACAUGAUCCUCUCUUUGGCUGAUGUAUUUGAUGAUAGAUUGGAUGUCUUCUUUUUUUGUUGAGUCGGCAGCAACAGGGAAGAUCCUGUCUGUGUAAGUGGAUGCUGUCUCUUGUAGUUUUUCAAAGCGACGACCGGUAAUGUAAACUCUAGCACCAUUUUGAGCUAAGCAUGUAGCCAUCAUCUUUCCUAGGCCACUGCCACCACCAGUAACAACUGUAACCCAUCCUUCUAUGUUGAAGAGAGAAGAUGCUUGUAGAUUUGAUGCCAUGUUCGAUGUUAAUGGAAUUAAUAAUCAGAGCCUCCUUCCAUUAAAUUUCUCUUAAAUAUUAUGUUUCAUCUUAGUCAAGACGGAGACUUCCGAUAUUCAUGAAGAAGGAUAGAUAUUUAAUUAGUUUUUAUUGGAGAGAUCCGCUGCCUUCUUAUUUAUCAACCGAAAUUCAUUUUUAUGACCAAAGCAAUCUUUAUCAAACUCAUGAACGUGACGUAUUAAGCGAUGACAAACUCGGAAGUUCCCCGAGAAGUACAUAAGCGAGCAUAUGUAUCUUUUUAUUACUACUUCGAAAGCCAAAAUGUCAGAUAGACAACUUUAUGACCCAAAGAGAAUUGUUGAGCACCCAGAGUUCAAGAUUUUGAAGGAGAAGCCAGCCAAAGGUACUGGAAAGAACAUUGCACUUUGUUACGAUGUCGACCACGUUAACAAGUUCGUUGAGAAGCCACGUUUGGAUCCAUCACCAGGGCAAGUUGAAGUUAAAGUGAGAGCAACCGGUAUUUGUGGAAGUGACGUACACUUUUCACAACAUGGACACAUCGGCGAUAUGGUCGUCCGUUCUAUUUGUGGAUGUGGUCACGAAAGUGCUGGUGAAGUAUCUAGAGUUGGUGAAGGUGUAACUGAAUGGAAGGUUGGCGAUAGAGUCGCCAUCGAAGCGGGUAUUCCAUGUGGACAAUGCCACUUCUGCAAGAUUGGCCGCUAUAACGCUUGUGAAAAUGAUAUUUUCUUUUCCACUCCACCACACUUUGGUACAAUGAGCCGCUAUCAUUUGCAUCCGGCCGCUUGGCUUCACAAAUUACCAGAUAAUGUUUCAUAUGAGGAAGGUGCGCUCUGUGAGCCACUUACAGUUGCAAUGGCUGGUAUUUACCGUAGUGGCUUACGUUUAGGUGAUGGUGUACUCAUCGCAGGAGCUGGUCCAAUCGGUCUCGUCACCCUUCUUGCCGCCAAGGCCGCCGGUGCUAUUCCACUCAUCACCGAUUUGUCACCAUCACGUCUCGAAUUCGCAAAGAAGUUAGUACCAUCUGUCAAAACCAUCUUGAUCGAGAAGGGCCAAACACCUCAAGAAGUUGCUGAAAGAGUAAAGAAGGAAGCCGACAUGAAGCUCACUUUAGCGUUAGAAUGUACAGGUGUUGAAAGCAGUAUACACGCCGCAAUCUACUCUAUGACAUUCGGUGGAAAGGUCUUCAUCAUCGGUGUUGGUAAGAAUUUGCAAAGCAUUCCCUUCAUGCACCUCUCAGCCAACGAAAUCGACCUCCAAUACCAAUACAGAUAUGCAAAUCAAUAUCCCAGAUCAAUUAGAUGUGUAGCAGACGGAAUGAUUGACCUCAAGCCACUAGUCACCCAUAGAUUUGAUUUAGAGGAUGCUAUGGACGCUUUUAAUACCGCAGCGGAUCCAAGAAGCGGUGCGAUUAAGGUUCAAGUACAUGAUUAAGGAU
Wallemia mellicola CBS 633.66 is the source of this 4326-nucleotide messenger RNA. Its product is annotated as L-arabinitol 4-dehydrogenase. The transcript is spliced from 10 exons. Gene Ontology annotation, biological process: D-sorbitol catabolic process. The record is from RefSeq and is a predicted model, not a curated record. Gene Ontology annotation, molecular function: zinc ion binding; L-iditol 2-dehydrogenase (NAD+) activity. The coding region runs from base 3159 to 4322 and encodes 387 amino acids. Lineage: Eukaryota; Fungi; Basidiomycota; Wallemiomycetes; Wallemiales; Wallemiaceae.